AUGGCCAGUUGGUCGAAGGAUAAUCUUUUACAGUUUAUAGAGGAGUUUAGGAAACAUGAAUGUGUAUGGAAGGUUAAGUCAAAAGACUAUCACAAUAGGGAAAAGAAGGAAGCAGCCCACCGUAGUUUACUAUUAGUAGUGAAAGGGUUUGACAGUACUGCAACAAAAAGCGAUGUGUUGAAGAAGAUAAACAAUAUCAGAAGUGCAUUUCGUAAGGAACAAAGAAAGGUAACAGCCUCUCAACGUUCUGGCAGUGGUACAGACGAUAUAUAUGUACCAAAGCUGUGGUACUACAGAGAACUUUUGUUUCUUAUUGACCAGGAAGAAUGUCUAGGAGGGACUUCCAACUUAGGAGAAGGAAGAGUCAGUGAAGACGAGGAGAUGCUGGACGAUUCACAAAAAGAACCAUUAGAUGCUGAGGAAAAUGUACCAGCGCCCCAAUCUCUACAGAAUCCUCCUCAAGUUGCUCGAACCGCUUCCAAUAUUACCUCUGCAACACCUGAACCUAAAGAUUCUUUUAAACGGCAAAAAAAAAUUGUCCCCGUGUGAUCAAGUCUUGGUUAAUAUUGGACAACGACUGGCAACAACAAAAGAAGAAGAUCACUACGACGCCUUUGGGAAGAACGUUGCUCAAAAGCUGAGAUUGCUGAACAAUGAGCAAAGGAUUUAUGCGCAGAAAAUCAUUAAUGAUGCCCUGUUUGAAGCAGAACUAGGUGGACUAACACGAUUUGCUACAGUUAACCCAGGUAUUCUUUACUCAAGUUCCACAACACCAUCGGCAGCUAGUGUUACCCCAAGUUCAGGAGGUAGAUCAACCUAUGAACCAAUGUAUGAUGAUACAGCAAUGUCUGGCUUCAGUGUCAACUAUACAAAUCUAAAUUAAGUGUUCUAUUAUUAACAAGUAGGCUUAAACCUGUAAACUUUUCACAACCCAAGCUGUGCGGUUUUUUAGUAGGCCUACUCCAGUAGUUGAGUACAUUGAGAGUUAUAUGUUGAACAAAUUACAUUUAUUAUUUUUUUUUUGUUUGUGGUGAAAAUAUUUUGCACUCAAUUAAAAUUACACUUUAAUCUUUAUUCAUAUGCGGUACUGUUGUGAGCUGCCAUGUGUUUGUAAUACUAGAUUGCAAUGUUAUGUUUGACAGUGUCAUAGUUUUUAUAAUUAUUACUUUACUCAUUUGUGGUUAAACAUACACCAUAGGUACGUAUUACUUUUUAUCUUUAUACUUACAUUAAUUAAAUUGAUUUUUUACUUUUUCUUCCUUAGUUAUAAAAAGUAAAUGUGUUGUUUGUACAACGCAACAAAUACAAGUAUGGAUAAUAUAAUGUUUACAAUAAUUUUGUAUGAGUUUCAUUACCUUUUACUACUUUAUAAAAAUGGUUAAAUGUUGUGUGCACACAGAAAUGAACUCGUAAUCGUUAGAGAUACUGGAGUUGUAAUUUAAAAUUAGCAAAAAGUAGUGACAUAAUACAAUGUGUAGGCUAUGUACCUUAACAAAUCCAUAAGCAGAUUAAAAAUAUUGUAAUUUCUUAACAGUAUGUUGGCAUUCGAAAACAACAAAGACCUACUUUAUUUCUUUUUCUAACUUUUAUCUGGUUUCAUAUUUUGGAUUUUUCAAAACUACUUGAAACACACAUUAGGCUACUAACC
This is a messenger RNA of Homalodisca vitripennis (glassy-winged sharpshooter), 1648 nucleotides long. RefSeq lists its product as uncharacterized. The transcript is spliced from 2 exons. Lineage: Eukaryota; Metazoa; Arthropoda; Insecta; Hemiptera; Cicadellidae. Bases 1 to 549 code for a protein of 182 amino acids. The record is from RefSeq and is a predicted model, not a curated record.